AUGUCGCAUGCUUUCCUCAAUACUGUCCUCUUUCUAGCAGUGGUGGCUAGAGCGCUCGUUGGCCCGGGCUCAUUGAAUUCUGACAUAUCGAUUCUUAUUCACAAUGACUUGCUGGAAACCUCCAGCCCCCAUGCUGAGUCAGGUGUGCUCUUACUGGAUGCGAUGCCAUUACAAGAAGGUCUGAACGGUUGCAACAGCCUUAACGAGACACUAUGGAGCUCAAGUUCGGGAUUCGAAAAUAUCCAGAAUGAUCUGGACUAUCUUGUAUUGCAAAAGAAAUACGCCAGCGACCAAAGAUAUUGGAUUGCCCCGGUCCAUGGUACACCAUCCAGCGUAGACUCGAGCGGCUGCGUGAAGAAGGCUUCUGCAAAUGAGCGCUUGCCAGUGCUGUGUACGCAGACUGCUCCUUACUCUACGGCCGAUGAGAAGAAUACGAAUGCCAUUUGGCAGGUCACCGUCAACUCUAACAAGCAAUAUCUUACCGGCUUCCGUGAUCGGUUCAUUUUUCGCUUUCUUGGUAUUCGAUAUGGCAAACCAGCAAAACGAUGGACCUACUCUCAAGCAUACGAAGGAAAUAGCGAUCAUGCGUUUGCUCUCGACUACGGCUCCCAGUGUGUCCAAGGCUCAAGCGGCUCGGAAGAUUGUUUUUUCCUAAACAUCUGGACGCCAUAUCUUCCAAAACCAAAGGUUGAUCAUGGCAAUAAACUAAAACCCGUGAUGUUCUGGAUCCAUGGAGGUGCCUUCACUGGUGGUUCAGGCAGUGAUCCCACUUUCGACGGGGGAAAUCUUGCGUCUCGAGGGGAUGUGGUCGUCGUUACCAUCAACUACCGCCUAGGUACGCUUGGAUUUCUAGCGUUGAACGAUGGCAUCACCAAUGGAAAUUACGGGAUGGCGGACCAGAUUACUGCGCUUGACUGGGUUCGCCGCAAUAUUCAAGACUUCGGGGGUGAUCCCAACCAAAUCACUAUUUUCGGACAAUCGGCAGGGGCAGGAUCAGUCCGGGCUUUGCUGGCAUCGCCCAAAGCUCAAGGCAAGUUUGCAGGCGCGAUCAUGCAGAGCAAUCUUGGUGGCCUGGCAUAUGGGACGACGUACUCGAAGUACUACACCAUUGAGCAGGAGAUGCAAGUUGCUGGCAAUGCUAUUCUGAGCGAAACGAAUUGCACGGAUGCUAGCUCACAACUUGACUGUCUACGAGCAGUUCCCGCAACGACUAUUUCCAGUCUCCGUGCUACUACACGCUACCUUGUGGUGGACGGAGAAUAUCUCACAAGCUCUGAACUCAAUCUGAAAGACCCAGGUUCUACUGCGAGGGUACCUUUGAUGCUAGGCACAACGAGAGACGACGGGGCUACCACAAUCGGCUAUCCUAAGGAAGGAGAAACAUUUCAGCAGUUCUUGAACAGAUCUGGUCUGCCGCCAAUAGUAGCUGGGAGUCAAGUGUUUCCGAUACCCUCUGGCUCCAACCAGACACUCAACAUCUUCAACACAACUGUACGAGUGGCUACCGACGGAAUGUUCCGCUGCAUCGACCAAGCGACUGCCUACGCUGGAUUCGCCAACAAGGUAUUCCCCGAAGUAUUUUUCUACGAGUUCAACCGUACCUAUCCGGUGCCCGAAUGGUCACCUAAUCCUCCUCUGUGCCAAGCACCCGUGUCAUCAGACUAUCCCAACGGCGAUCCAAGACGAGAAUAUUUCAAGUGUCACUCCGGAGAACUUUACUAUGUGUUUGGGAACGUGGUACGCCAAGGUCUUCCAUUGAGAGAUGAGUUCGACCUGCCGUUUCAGCAAUUUGUGCUGGACUCUUGGGCUAGUUUUGCCCGAUCGUUCAAUCCUACGCCGGACACGAAGUACACCAAAGCAAGAGGAUAUGUCAACACAACUCGACAGGUUGAAGUGACUGGCCCGUGGACGCCUUUCAAGCACGAUAGUUAUCAGCUCCGGUUUUUACAGUGGCCGUCUGCUAUGGUGGAUUUGGAUGAAACGGAGCAGUGUGGCGCUUUGAACUUGCCUCUCAAUUAUUAUGAUUAA
Molecule: messenger RNA, 2028 nt
Organism: Penicillium subrubescens
Lineage: Eukaryota; Fungi; Ascomycota; Eurotiomycetes; Eurotiales; Aspergillaceae
Exons: 3
Coding region: 1-2028 (675 amino acids)
Source: RefSeq, a predicted model, not a curated record